Marmota monax (woodchuck) is the source of this 1873-nucleotide messenger RNA. It is a transcript of the gene Rfesd, whose product is annotated as Rieske Fe-S domain containing. The record is from RefSeq and is a predicted model, not a curated record. Gene Ontology annotation, molecular function: 2 iron, 2 sulfur cluster binding. Bases 1378 to 1851 code for a protein of 157 amino acids. NCBI's taxonomy places the organism in Eukaryota, Metazoa, Chordata, Mammalia, Rodentia, Sciuridae. The transcript has 4 exons.
GGCCCGGACUUCCGGCGGCGACGGCUGGCGCUUGUGCUGUGCGUUGCACUCUGCUCUUUAUUUCUCCGAACGCGUUGGCCAGGGGUUCAGCAUUGGUUAACCGUUAACCUCCAGGGCAGGCUUUUGCGCAGGCACCAGAGGCCCCCUGACAUUGUUCACCUUGGGAAUUGGGCCUCACCCCUGACCUGCGGCCCUAGUGGUUUCAAACAUUUUUCUGGGCAUUUGUGCGCUCUAAAAUAAUAACUGCUUUAGGGUUUUUGCAGCCCUGUUCGUCCCAGAUAUUUGUCUCCUGGAGUCUGCCUAUGGGAUUGCAUCUGAACCACCAGACUAUCCAAGGCGCUGCUAGUACUUCUUCUUUCUUUCUUUCUUUUUUUUUAAUAUUUAUUUUUUAGAAGUAGUUGGACACAAUACUUUUAUUUUUAUGUUGUGCUGAGGACCGAACCUAGGGCCUCGCACGUGCUAGAUGAGUGCUCUACUGCUGAGCCACAACCCCAGCCCUGCUGCUUGAUCUUAAUAACUGCAGAUCAUCUUUACUGAAACGUUAAAUACAGUUUGAAGUCACUCAAGACAAACUGGCAGAGCUAUAAAGAACUUAGAGGUAGGAACCAACUAAGCAUUUCCUGAGGUUAGGCCCUGCUCUAAUCAUUUCAAGUGAAUUCAAGCACUUAACCCUCACCAUGCUCUAUGUGGCAGCCCCUUUCUUAUGCAGCACAGCAGAAUGAAGCAAUUCGCCCCAAAUCACGCAAAGCCUGGAUUUAAGUCGAGCUCAGCUGUGAUCAUGGAGCGCUAAUGCCAGCUGAUGGUGGCCGUUUCCAGAACGGAAUAGCUACAGGACUUUAUUAGGCUUGUAUUCCAUUUUAAACAUUUGUGGCUACAGCUCUUACACAUUAGCGUUUCUAAAUUAAAAAGAAAAAAAAAAAUCAGAACCAUCUUUUUUUCCUGAUACAUGUAUAUACCACCAAUAUAAAGAUAACCAUUAUAUACAUAACUGAUGUAAAUCUUUGCAUUGCUAAAAGGAUGGUUUACUUGCAGGCUGCAUGCUUUAUAAGAAAUGUAGGUCUACCUAAUUAGUACUUACUCAUAUCUUCGAUCAUUAAUCAACAAUUUAGUGAGAGUCAGUGAGCCUACUAUAUGAAAAGAGGCCAAGCAGUAGGCACUCACUGGAGGAUAGCUGGGUUUUUUUGUUGUUGUUGUUUUGUUUUUAAUCUAUUGUUAUUCUGUCAUCCAAAGAGAUACAAAACUACUGUCCAAGGCAUUUCUGUUGCCUGAACCUAAAAGCAAGGGUGUCACCCUGGUGAUAAACAUUUUGAUAAUGUGUGGGCCAAGUCCCCAGACUUAGUAAAAGCACCUUUGUCCUUGCUCAAGAGGAAUAUCAACAUGGAUCCUGAUGGGUCUGUACAAGAUCCUGAAGAUAAGGAAUAUUCUUCUGUCUGUGUUGGCAGAGAAGAUGACAUUAAAAAAUCUGAAAGAAUGACAGCUGUUGUCCAUGACAGAGAAGUGGUCAUUUUCUACCAUAGAGGAGAAUAUCAUGCUAUGGAUAUUCGCUGUUAUCAUUCAGGAGGACCUUUACAUUUGGGAGAAAUAGAGGAUUUUGAUGGACGACCAUGUAUAGUUUGCCCCUGGCAUAAAUACAAAAUUACUUUGGCAACAGGAGAAGGAUUAUACCAGUCUAAAAACCCUAAAGAUCCAUCGGCAAAACCCAAGUGGUGCUCCAAAGGAAUAAAGCAAAGGAUUCAUAGAGUGACAGUGGAUAAUGGGAAUAUUUAUGUGACUCUUUCUAAGGAACCCUUUAAGUGUGACUCUGAUUUUUAUGCCACUGGAGACUUCAAAGUAAUUCGGAGUUCUUCCUGAUAAAAAUAUAUGACAAUGAAAA